Molecule: messenger RNA, 4663 nt
Organism: Gasterosteus aculeatus aculeatus (three-spined stickleback)
Lineage: Eukaryota; Metazoa; Chordata; Actinopteri; Perciformes; Gasterosteidae
Gene: slc44a1b
Product: solute carrier family 44 member 1b
Biological process (GO): transmembrane transport
Cellular component (GO): membrane
Molecular function (GO): transmembrane transporter activity
Source: RefSeq, a predicted model, not a curated record
CGCUGCUGUCCUCAGUCUGAAGGGAACAUCAGGACUCUACAGGACCCUACUGGAUUCUACAGAACUAUGAAGAACUCUGCACCAAUCUACCGGACUCUACUGGAGCCUACUGAACUUUAAGAAACUCUACUGGACUCUACAGAACACUGUAGAACUAUACAGGCCACUUUGGGACUUCCUGGAUCUCUCCAGGACUCUCCAGGACCAUGGACUCUCGGCAGCAGCUGCAUCUCAGGAGAAAGAGGACUAAGAGAGAAUGGAGACCGCUGGAGGACCGGAGCUGCACCGACCUGCCGUGGCUCCUGCUCUUCACCGUCUUCUGCGUUGGCAUGGGCAGCAUCUGCAGCUUCACCAUCGUCACCGGCGGCGCCGCUCGCCUCGUGUUCGGAUACGACAGCUACGGCAACACAUGUGGGCGCCGCAACGAGGUAAUCGAAGGCGUCCGGCUGAGCGGCCUGGACCACACUGACAGAAAGUUCAUCUUUUUCUUGGAUCCGUGUAACGUGGACAUCGUCCAGAGGAAGAUCAAGUCCACGGCUCUAUGUGUGUCUCUGUGUCCCACCGAGGAACUGAAGACCUACCAGGACCUCAAGAGCUUCGCUAUGCUCAACGGUUCGGAGUUGUGUUCCUACGAGCUAGCAGGUCAUAAAUAUCCGGCUCUACCCGAGAGGUUCUCUAAAUGUCCCAAGCUUCCUGUUCCCCCCAGCAAGCCGUUGCCGGUGUUUAAUCGCUGUACUCCGGUGGAUAUUUCCUGCUAUGCUAAGUUUGCUGAGGCCGUAGUGACCUUUGUGAGUGAUAACAGCGUUCUCCACCGUCUAAUCGCCGGUGUUGCUGCCAGUAAAGAGAUCAUCAUCGGCCUGUGUGUUCUGGCUCUGGUCCUCUCCAUGAUCCUCAUGGUGAUAAUUCGUUACAUCUCAGCCGUCCUUGUGUGGAUCCUCACCGCGAUGGUCGUCCUGGGAUCCCUCGCGGGGACCAGCGUCCUCUGGUGGCUUUACAUCGACCACCGGCUUUACGGGAAUUACACCACCAAUCAGGUGACGGAGGAGGCGGAGCUUAACAGGGAAAACGGCCAGGCACUGCUCGUUUACGCCGGCGCCGCCACCGCCUUCACUAUCAUCUUGCUGCUGUUGAUGCUGUUCAUGAGGAAACGAGUGGCUCUGACCAUCGCUCUGUUCCACGUGGCGGGAAAAGUCUUCAUCCACCUGCCCCUCCUCACCCUGCAGCCCUUCGUUACUUUCUUUGCCCUCCUGCUUUUCUGGAUUUACUGGAUCCUGGUCUUGCUCUUCCUGGGUACCAGCGGGAACUCCGUCCAGAACGAAGAGACGGGUCUAACAGAGUUCAGACUGACGGGUCCUCUGCAGUACCUGACCUGGUACCAUGCGGUGGGUCUGGUCUGGAUCACUGAGUUCAUCCUGGCCUGCCAGCAGAUGACUGUGGCCGGAGCUGUGGUCACCUACUACUUCACCAGGGACAAGAACCGGCUCCCGGUGACCCCGAUCCUGUCGUCUGUCCUGAGGCUGGUAAGGUAUCACCUGGGAACGGUUGCUAAGGGAGCCUUCAUCAUCACGCUGGUCAAGAUCCCCCGACUUUUCCUCAUGUACAUCCACAACCAGCUUAAAGGAAAGGAGAACGCGUGUGCUCGCUGUCUGCUGAAGACUUGCAUCUGCUGUCUGUGGUGUUUGGAGAAGUGCCUCAACUAUCUCAAUCAGAAUGCUUAUGCAGCCACGGCGAUCAACAGCACCGGCUUCUGCACGUCUGCCCGCGACGCCUUUGUGAUCCUGGUGGAGAAUGCUCUGCGUGUCGCCACCAUCAACGCUGUGGGAGACUUUGUGCUUUUCCUGGGGAAGGUCCUGAUCGUGACGUCAACGGCCUUUGCUGGUGUCCUUCUGCUGAACUACCAGCGAGAUUACGCCGAGUGGUUGCUGCCUCUGAUCAUCGUGUGUCUCUUCUCCUUCCUGGUGGCUCACUGCUUUCUCUCCAUCUUUGAAAUUGUGGUGGACGUCCUCUUCCUCUGCUUCGCUAUCGACACCAAGUACAACGACGGCACUCCGGGGAAGGAGUUCUUCAUGGACAAAGCUCUGAUGGAGUUCGUGGAGAGCAGCCGGCGGCUAGGGCGAGCCGUGGAGCGUGGGCGGAGCCGGGUGAAAGCAGCGGUGUCAGAGGGGGCGGGGAUAAAGCCCAUGGCUCCGGGGAUUUCAGCUUGACCAAAAUCAGCCAAUGGGACUUCUUAAAAAGAACAGAGACAUUCCAAAUGUUUAUUUUUAUCAACGUGUAACAUGUUUACUAUGGUUUCACUCCAGGGAAAAGAUAUUUUAAUACAAACUGUAAAAACGUAACAAUGUAAUGAAGCACUUUAUAUCGAAGCGCUGCGGAUUUGAAACCGACUGAUUUACUUUUUUUUAAAUGUCUCAUUGAUCAAACUGCACCUGGACGGCAUGUUGGAUCAGGAGCGCUGUCAUCCGAGAAGCGGAGUUUGUGAACGGGCCGCUCCCGGUGUGAAACGUUGAUGGCCGUCGUCAUGGAAACGCACUCUGAUAAUGACCUGAGGAGAAAUCUGAUUGGCUGAUGAUAGUUCAGUGGCUACACUUUCAGAAUACAUGUCACAACAAACUGGCAACAACUUGCAGGUGAAGGUCAUGUGACCAGGGACGUAAUUUGUGGGGGGAAACACAAAUGCACUUUUUCAAAAGCCCGUUUUGCUCCCCUGCUGUUUUUACCGUCCAAUAACAAUGUUAUGCUGUGACUCGUCCAGCACUAGGACCAAGCGGAAAAAUGGCCGCUCGAGCUGAAGCCUGUUUCCCUUAGUUUAGACCCGCCCACAAGCUCCUCGAUUGGCUCUGCUGUUGCUUGUGUCAAGCGGCUGUUGCCGCUGUCACUUCAUCAGGUGGUAAAGCGGUGCGCUAGUUGCCGAGGACUCGAGUCCCUGUUACUCUGAACAACGUUUGUUUUGCCUGGGUCACGUCAGCUAGAAGGAUUGUGUGACCCCUGGACACAAUUGGGUGAUAAUGUUUUGCUACGUGCUUUACAACCAGUCAAACCAAAACGGGAACAGUAAACUUAAAAGUAGCAAUAGAAAACUAGAAGAACUACUAGAAAACACAGUGAACUGAAAAAGUUAGAGUUUUAUUAAAAAUACUUGUGUCCCCCCCACUUCUGAAAUCAAAAUCUCGUCCCUGCAUGUGACCAACUAGCCCAGAUAGCACCAUUUAACAGGCUAAUGAACCCAAUACAGCCUGUUUAAUACAUGUGAUCAUGGUUUAGUUUCCAAUAAUCAUGGUGACAUCAAUGCGGCGUCUUCUUCUUUAUCUCGUAUUCCUGCAUACGUGAACUCAAUAUGAAUUCAGACAUUUGCUCCUUUUCAAAUGUUACCUACGUUCCCCAAAUCACCGGUGUGUCAACGUGAGAUCACUUCCACCUGAGAGAAAACAUUCUGUUAUAAAUAUGAAUGAUAAGUUGUAAAGUUGAUUGAAUGGUGUAAAACUAAAGUGGAACUUCUUACCUUUCUAAACAAACAUGGUUUGAAUCAUUUCCUGAAGCUUUGACUUUACAAUGGGAUGCUAACGGCAAUCAAUUAGCCCUUUUCUCCUGUAAACAUGGCCGCUGCUGCUUUUGCUUAAACAAGCAGUUUUCUCUGUGAUGCCCGUGGAUGAAAGUAAGAAGCCUCUCGAGGGUCGGUUUAGCUGAUCUGCCGCCAUGAUGAACACAUUGUUGUGGUCAUCCUUCUCCUUGGUCCGAAUUCCUAUCACCAUGAAGGUCGCCCCCAUCAACUUCAGAGAGGAAGAAGCGUGUGGGUGGAGCUUCCUGAGAAGUUUGGACAGUCAGCAAUAAAACAAACUGCAUCAUGUGACCAACAACAACAUCAACAAGUCUUCCUGCUUCAGUUUGCUCAUCAUUUCCACAUGUCGUCUCAGAUAGGAAGUGUAGAACACCACUUAGUGUCCAACACGUCACACAAAAAGUGCAUGACAUCAUUUAUUGUUCACAACAUGUCAGACAGGAAGUGUAUGACAUCACCUAUUGUUGGACAUGUCUGACAGAACGGGUUUCUCAUAGUUUCCAUUGGCUUAUAAUUAAAUAAAGUCAACUACAAAGUAAUAUACAGGACUUUACUAAAUAUUACAAUGGAAUCUUAAAAGCUUCAGUAGAUUGUCUGUCAGAUGAAAUAUUACUAUUGAUCCUUCUAAAAACAUUAAUGCAGGCUUUAGUUUAGCAACAAUGAGAAUACUGAUUGGCAGAGGUUUGCUGUCAUUGUGUCUUUAUGUCUGUUUUAAAAGAUAAGGGAGUUAAACUGAAAAUACUGCUUACCAGACUCCAUUAACAUUUUCCUCAAGACUAACUUUUUGUUAUCUGAUCCUUUGGGGUUUUGGUGUAAUCUCAACGUGCACUUAUCGACCAACACAGACGAGAGCUGUUCUGGCUCCAGUUUGUGGUUGUCAUGGUAACUGUGUUUGAACUUGUACAGGACCAGUUGCAUGUCCAUGUUUUUCUCAUUGUCACAAAGCGUCGGUGAAUAAUCUGCUGUUAGAUAGAAUUCUGUCUUCACAUUUGCGUUUCCUCUCCUUUGUAACAUUGAAAAAACAAUUAUUUUUUUUCUGGGUGGACUUUUUAUAUUCAUCAUUUGUUUUGUAAGAAGAAAUAAUAAAAUAGAAAACUGAAUCUGUAA